Molecule: messenger RNA, 2637 nt
Organism: Nematolebias whitei (Rio pearlfish)
Lineage: Eukaryota; Metazoa; Chordata; Actinopteri; Cyprinodontiformes; Rivulidae
Exons: 21
Coding region: 1-2637 (878 amino acids)
Source: RefSeq, a predicted model, not a curated record
AUGGAAGUGGCUGAAUAUGCGGUGCCUGAGGACGGAGAGUGUGUGAUCUUCAUCAGGAACAUUGCACCGAGCGAGGCCAGGAGCCUCAGGGAAACUCUGAAGAAGAUUAAAUCUGUAAAAAACUACUUUCCUCUGCUGGAAAAGGUUUAUAUCGAGUUUGAGACCAGUCGAGAUGCUGACCGGCUCGGAGUUUGGUACAGCCUCCUGAAACGCUGCCCCGCUCACAUCGUCUACAGGAUGAAAAUACCUCGAAGCACCAACACGGCAUUGGCUCCUCGGAUGGCAGCGAAAGCCAUGCCCGACUUGGAAGAUUUGGUUGCCGGGGUCGUCGCCCCCACGACGAGCUACGGCGUUCCAAAAGGCAGCGCGCCGCCAUUUUCUGUCACCAUGACAACGUUUCCCUUCGUCUUCCCAACUGUGUCUCCUUGGUUCAUCGUCCCCAAUUUUUUAACAGCUGACACGAAGAACCGCCUGUGGCUGUCCUAUGUGGCCACGAAGCACUCGACCGUCAUGCUGACGGGUUUACCGGAGGGAAACUACAAGCACGAGGACGUGGCGUCGCUGGUGUGGCGGUACCUCCCCGAACACAACCUUCAGUCUCUCUACUACAACGUGCUGGUUCUUCCUCUUCAGAGGAGGGCUUUCGUGUUUUUCGACGACCACGAGUCGUGCUGCAGGUUUGUGGAAGAUUACAUCAAAAAUCCCGUUUCGCUCAAAGGAACCGAGCUGAUCGUCCACCUCGUCCUGAAGGAAAUGCAUCCUGGAUCCUGCGAGGAGAGCAUGUACAGAAGUAUGAUGAAGUGGAGCAAUGCUCACGUUCCAGAGCCGGAGUCUCUGCCGCAGCGGCUGCUGUGUGUGACGCUUUCUGAGACGUCGGUGCAGCUCAUCAUUGGAAUCAUGAAAGCCGUGACCAAAGUGGCUCCCAUCGUCAGCUUCCUGCCGCUCGCCAACAGGAUUUGCAUCGAGAUGGCUGCGUCCAGUGGCGUAGCAGCCGUGGUGCAGAAGAUCCCGUGUGCGUAUAAAUAUUGGAAUAAAAUUCGACGUGUCGAGUCUUUGCAGAGCCUCAAACAGCGUUUACAAGGUUCCAGUAAGCUCAGGAUAAACCUUGAUGUGGAAAGCCAAGGCAUCAGUUUUUACCCCCCAGCUGUGAAAAGCGAACCACCGCCCCCCGUCCACGGAGCUGCAGAACCACAAGAACCUCAAACUUCCAACGAAAAGCUGCAACCCACGGCCGCAGAGACGGUGAACGCACCAUCCAGGUCUGCGGCAUUUGAGAAACGGCCGGAUGCUUCCAGAAAAGUUCAGGAAUCCGCGGGGGUGCCCGAUGACGGAGGAGGAGCAGCGGAGACUAAAAGCGAAACGGCAGAAACUGUAAACGUCGAGUCCAAAGAGGCCGAACCUUUGGAGCUGAUGGAAACAUCUGUUCCACAGAGUUCUGCUGAAACCAAACUCUUACCGACUAACACCAGUGACAGUCCAACAACUGCACCUUCUACCAACCCACCCCAAAGACCACAGACCACCUUCAAAACGGAGGAAACCUCAGUGCAACCGUCACCCGAGGUCCAGAAAAGCCCGCAUAGCUCGGACUGGGCUGCACAAGAACCAAAGACCACAACAGAAAGGUCCCAGGAGCAGCAGCCACCUGCAGCAGACUCAGAUCUUGUGGCUCAGAAGAGUCCGUCAUGGAAGGUUGACGGCAAAGCGUCGCCUGCAGCAGCAGAACCUGAGCCCAGCCAACCGUCUGCUGCUGCAGGAAGUGAAGCCACGGUAGAUGAGACCACUUCUUCUGCUCCUCCUGUCCCGGCUCCUCAAGAGAGGACUCUAGAUUUCCAGACCAUCGCUUCAAGAAUCGCCUUUUCUUCCAUGGAAACCAUCUUGUCAGAAAAAUUUCUUUCUACGGACGUCUGUCUGGUCAUUUCCAACUUGCCGGAGUUCAACGACGGCUGCUACACAGAAGCCGACGUCGUCCAUCUGCUCCGAACGUUUGGCUUCGAGCUUGAAGUCAGUCGAGUCUUCGUCUCGCCGCAGCAUCGAAUGGCGUUUGUCCUGCAGCCAGCCGUGAAGAAGGUGCAGCAGUUUUUCAGAGCGUCCAACGGUCAGGACCUGGUUCUUAAAGGGUCCAAACUUCAGGUUCAGGUUGCCAGCAUCCAAAACACCUCAUUUGGAUUUUACACAUUUUUAAUGUCCAUCACCGGCUGUCAAAGAAAGAUUCUCCCAUCGUCAGUGGUUUACAUCAAGAACAUCUCGUCAAGCGAAGCUACGGAUCUGAAAAACGCUUUGAGAAAAAUUGGCGAUGUAAUAAACUACAUGCCUCUGCUCAACAAGGUGUUUGUUGAAUUUAAAAACCCUGGUGAUGCUGAUAGGCUCGGAGUUUGGUACAGCUUCCUCAGACGGCGUCUUCCCCACAGCGUUCACAGGACUGGUCUGCCAGAAGGCAUUAAAACAGCAGAAUGUCCGAGCCUGGUAGCACAAGCCUUACCAGACACAAGCAACAUUAUAGCCAGGGCCCACAUCCCAACGACAACAACUGGCGUUCCAGAGGGCUCCGUUGCACCAUUUUGGAUUACCAUGACUACUAGUCCUUAUGUGUUCUCUACUGCAUGUCCUUGGUUCAACAUCCCAGUCCAUUUUUAA